Messenger RNA from Wyeomyia smithii (pitcher-plant mosquito), 891 nucleotides. RefSeq lists its product as uncharacterized. Gene Ontology annotation, molecular function: nucleic acid binding. Lineage: Eukaryota; Metazoa; Arthropoda; Insecta; Diptera; Culicidae. The transcript is spliced from 2 exons. The record is from RefSeq and is a predicted model, not a curated record. Bases 1 to 891 code for a protein of 296 amino acids. Gene Ontology annotation, biological process: DNA integration.
AUGGAUUACUUUGGGCCUGUUGAGGUUUCACAAGGGCGCAGUAAGCAGAAGCGAUGGGUGGUAUUAUUUACCUGUUUAGUAACGCGUGCGGUACACUUGGAGCUGGCCAACGAUUUAACCGCGGCAUCAUGCCUGAUGGCAAUUCGAAGAUUUGUGGGUCGACGAGGUAUGCCACUCGAGUUUUGGUCGGACAAUGGAACCAACCUAAAAGCAGCUGGAAAGGAAAUUAUGGAGAAGAUUCGAAUCAUCGAAGAAGAAUGCGCGGACACUUUCACCGAUGCGCGCACAAGAUGGCGAUUCAUCCCACCUGCUACCCCCCAUAUGGGGGGCUCGUGGGAGCGCCUUGUUCGGACGGUAAAGGAAGCAUUGGAGACAAUUCUUGACGGCAAACGACUUACGGACGAAAUUUUUCACACAGCAAUCGUCGAGGCAGAAGACAUGGUGAAUUCGCGUCCAUUAAUAUAUGUACCUGAAGGAAUUUCUAAUGCUAUCAGCCCUAACCACUUCUUGCGGGGUAUAUCUCCUAACGAGCCCCUCCAAGUUCCACCACCUCCUCACUCUGCAGAGGCUCUCCGUAACGCCUACUAUCGCUCUCAAGAACUAUCCGAACAAUUGUGGCAACGAUGGAUAAAGGAAUAUGUACCGAUGAUUAAUAAAAGAAGUAAGUGGUUCGCCGAAACGAAGCCGCUAAAAACAGGAGACUUGGUGUACGUUACGGAUGGAAAAAACCGUGAGUUGUGGGUGCGAGGAACCGUGGUCGAGCUGAUAGUGUCUAAAGACUGCAGAAUUCGGCAGGCUUGGUUGCAAGUAGGGCUGGCUUGUACUCUGCAGCCUCCUCUGAUGGUAUCUGAAGCGUACAUAGAUAAAGUGGACCGAGAACAGUCCCCGUGA